Messenger RNA from Suillus bovinus, 801 nucleotides. RefSeq lists its product as uncharacterized. Gene Ontology annotation, molecular function: oxidoreductase activity. The transcript has 3 exons. NCBI's taxonomy places the organism in Eukaryota, Fungi, Basidiomycota, Agaricomycetes, Boletales, Suillaceae. Bases 1 to 801 code for a protein of 266 amino acids. The record is from RefSeq and is a predicted model, not a curated record.
AUGUCUACAGUCUCUGCAGAACUCGUGUACUUUACCCCGCCCUCUGACGGAUCCCGCCCAUUCACCACUAUAAAUGCUGAUCCGAAAACAGGCCAGCGUGCACGUAAUUGGGAGGAAGAGGUUCAUACCGUCGAGAUUGAGAACGUCAGGGGCAAAGAAAGUGAUUACACCUUGGACACUGCUGGCUUUCAAUACGUCAUGAAACCCUCCAAACAUAUUGCAUUCAUCAAUGACGAAGGGAUUAGAGGAGAAUACUAUCCAGAGAGCAUUGAACUUCUCAAGGACAUUACGGGCGCGAGCAAAGUCGUCCUUUUUGACCACACGGUCAGACGCCACCGCCCUGGAGAUAAGGAGACGGACGAAACCAAGCGCCAGCCUGUUAAUCAGGUUCAUGUAGACCAAACUCCUGAGUCGGCUACUGCUCGUGUGCAUCGUCAUCUACCUGUCGGCGAAGCGGAGAAGCUUGUCAAAAAGCGUUUCCAGAUCAUCAACCUUUGGCGACCCAUUUCUCAUCCCGCACUUGACCGACCAUUGGCGCUGUGCGAUUAUAGGACUGUCGACGUAAAGAAAGAUCUCGUUCCUCUCGCAUUGGUUUAUCCGGAUCAUGAGGGCGAGACUUUCGGGGUCAAAUUCAACCCGACCCAUAGAUGGAAGUACGCAAGAGGGAUGAAACAGGACGAGGUAGUCUUGAUCAAAUGUUACGAUUCGGCUAAGGAUGACAACAUAGCUAGAUUCACUCCACAUACUGGGUUCAAGGAUCCCUCGGCACCUACAGGGGGCGCCGCUCAGGGAGUCUAUUGA